Molecule: messenger RNA, 273 nt
Organism: Gongylonema pulchrum
Lineage: Eukaryota; Metazoa; Nematoda; Chromadorea; Rhabditida; Gongylonematidae
Source: the annotation of a GenBank genome assembly
AUGGUCGGAUACUAACUGACUGCUCGUGGCGAUGAAAACGUGCCACAGAGAGAGCUUAACAGAGUGACAGCUGCCGAGCAGAACAUUUCGCUGAAGCACAAACUUGAUGCAUUGACUGCCGAUUUGGAAACGGUCAAGGAUGCGCAGCAGUUGACGGAAUAUGAUUUGCUUCAUAUGGAGAACAGACGAGCCGGUCGGGAUAAGUAUAAAACAUUGCGUCAGAUUCGUGGCGGUAACACGAAACGUCGUAUCGACCAGUACGAGAAUAUGUAG